GGUAGCAGAGUUCUUCAAUAAUUAGCAAGGUAGAUAAGAAGCAGAUCACCAUCUCUUGACAAGUACAAUUCAACCAUCAGAUUUCUGAAAGAAAGAAUAUGCCAAAAAUAAGUUUCACCAAAUCAAACACAUAAAAUUCAAAUGGGACAAUUAAUUCUAUCUUCGUCCCAGUCAUUUUCACAUUUACUUGAUAUAAUUCCACAUAAACACAAAAACUGAUGACUUCCCUCUCUUAUCUUUCACACAUUUCCCUCUUUGUCACCCACACAAAUUCACUGGUUUUCGACGCACCAGCUCAGAUGCAUCCACAUUCCAAACUCAUGGCAUUUUCUCCACCUCAUAAUCCCUCCUUACCACAUAAUCUAACAUUGUCUUAUCUUAAUUUUCCUGCAGCCUGCAGCCUGCAGCCUGCAACUUUCUGGAAUACCAUUGUCUUUCUUUGUUAUCGAAUCACUUUUAACUUUUUUCCUUGAACUACCGAUUUGCUUCUUAAGUAAUGGCAGCUUCCGAGUCAAACACUAAACUCUUAGAAGAGUUAGAAGAACUCAGCCAAAACCUCUACCAGUCUCACAUUACUGCAACUAGAAGAACUGCAUCACUUGUCCUGCCUCGGUCUUCAGCCCCUCCAAUACCUACUGCGGAUGAAGCUGACCAGGAAAUUAAUGAAGACAGUAGGCCAAGUGGCAAGACGAGGUCCAGGAGAAUGUCCUUGUCACCUUGGCGUUCUCGAGCCAAGGAUGAUCAAGCUCAGGAAAAUGUGCCACAGAAAAAAGAGAAAGAGAGAGAUUUGAAGCUAUUUGAUCAUGAGGAUACAUCAAUGGCGGACAAGAAGGGAAUCUGGAAAUGGAAGCCAAUGCGAGCUCUGUCACAUAUUGGAAUGCAGAAACUAAGUUGCUUGUUCUCUGUGGAAGUGGUUGCAGCUCAGGAUCUUCAUGCAUCCAUGAAUGGGCUAAGACUCUCGGUUUGUGUGAGGAAGAAGGAAACAAAAGACGGGGCAGUGCAUACUAUGCCAUCAAGGGUUUCCCAGGGAGCAGCUGAUUUUGAGGAGACCCUGUUUGUUAAAUGUCAUGUUUAUUGGUCACAAGUGGGUGACAAACAACAGCUGAAAUUUGAACCAAGACCCUUUCUGAUUUAUCUUUUUGCAGUUGAUGCUGCAGAGCUUGAUUUCGGAAGAAGCUCGGUAGAUUUGAGCCGUCUUAUUCAGGAUUCUCUAGAGAAGAGUGCUAAAGGUUCCAGGAUACGACAGUGGGAUACAAGUUUUGACCUUGCAGGAAAGGCAAAGGGAGGACAGCUGCUGCUGAAACUAGCAUUCCAGAUCAUGGAGAAAGAUGGAGGAACUGGAUUGUUCAGUCAGCUUGAGGGGGAAUUGCAGCCUGGAAAAUCAAAAGCUUCUUCUACAUUUGGACGGAAACAGUCAAAGUCAUCAUUCAGCAUACCGAGUCCCAAAUUGUCUAGCCGGGCAGAAGUCUGGACUCCAUCCCACACUGGAACAGCCGCAGAUUUUCAAGGUAUUGAUGACCUGAAUCUUGAUGAGCCUGCACCUGUACCUGCUCCAGCACCUGAACCUCAGAAGCCAAAAGAAGAAGAAGAAGAAGAAGAAUUGGGGAUAGAGGAAAUAGAUUUUGAAGUGGUGGACAAAGGAGUGGAGAUUCAGAACACCGAUGAAACCAAAGAAGAUGAAGAGCUUACUGAAAAAACUGAAUAUGGUUCUUCCACAAGCGAGGUUGUCAAGGAAGUGGUACAUGAUCACGUUCAUCUCACAAGAUUAACAGAGCUGGAUUCCAUAGCCCAGCAGAUUAAAGCCCUUGAAUCAAUGAUGGGCGAAGAAAAUAUGGACCAAUCAAACGAAAACGAUGAAGAAACUCAUGAAGCAGAGAAGUUAGAAGCUGAUGAAGAAAAUGUAACAAUGGAGUUCCUUCAGAUGCUCGAGGAUGAGGAAGCAGUUGAUGAUUUUAACCAGUUUCAAUUUAAAAUGCCUGCUGCUUCUAAAACUGAGGAAACUGCAGAUAAUGCCGAGUCUAUGAGUGUUUUUCUAUCAGAUCUUGGCAAGGGUUUGGGGUGCGUAGUUCAGACUAGAAAUGGUGGGUUCUUAGCUGCCACAAAUCCUUUAAAUGUUGAGGUAUCAAAGACAGACACUCCGAAGCUUGCAAUGCAGAUAUCUAGACCUUUUGUUCUUACUUCAGACAAAUCCAUCAAUGGGUUUGAACUAUUUCAAAGGAUGGCUGCUAUUGGGGUUGAACAACUUAGCUCAGAAGUGCUAUCUUUGAUGCCCAUAGAAGAGUUGAUGGGCAAAACAGCAGAACAGGUAGCUUUUGAAGGCAUUGCAUCCACAAUCAUCAGUGGCAGAAAGACAGAAGGUGCCAGCUCAAGUGCUGCUCGUACCCUUGCUACCAUUAAACAGAUUGCGAGCGCUAUGGGCACUGGCAGGAAAGAACGCGUUACAACAGGGCUUUGGAAUGUCAGUGAAGAUCCACUAACAGCUGAUGAAAUAUUGGCGUUUUCCAUGCAGAAGAUUGAGGCUAUGUCGAUUGAUGCUCUGAAAAUACAGGCAGGGAUAGCUGAAGAAGAGGCUCCUUUUGAAGUUUCUCCAAAUAGUAAAAAAGACCAAAAUCAUCCUCUUGCUUCAGCAAUUCCGCUUGAUGAUUGGAUAAAAGAUAACAAGCUUCAAGAGUCGGAGACCAUCACAUUAGUGAUGGUGGUUCAGCUGCGCGAUCCAUCAAGGAGAUAUGAGACUGUAGGGGGGCCAGUUAUAGCAUUAGUUCAUGCAACUCCUGAGACAAAACAAGAGAAAAAUGAGCUGAUAAAAUUUAGAGUGACUAGUUUGCAUGUUGGGGGGAUGAAUGUUCAAACAGGUCAAAAGAAGAGUGCUUGGGACACUGAAAAGCAGAGACUAACUGCUAUGCAGUGGCUAAUAGCAUAUAACAUGGGUAAGGCACCAAAAAAAGGCAAAUCUCCAAACUGGACGGGGCAGGAUCUGUUAUGGAGCAUUUCAUCAAGGAUAGUUGCAGAUAUGUGGCUCAAGUCUAUAAGAAAUCCAGAUGUGAAAUUCACCAAGUAACACUAGCAUUUUUAUACUUGAAUGUACUUAAACUAUUGUUAAGCAUAUUGAUUUUUUCAAACGUUGCAUCCUAUUCCACCCACAGCAGAACAUGUCAGCAAGUGCAACAAAGUGGUCACUUCAAGUAAAAAGAAUAAACUGAAGGUUUACUGAUCUUCAAUCAAAUAAAUGUAUCAAUCUAAAAACCUACUUCACGUUGGAGCAGGGUAUUCUGUAAUCUGUAACUAAGUCCAUUUUCUUUUCA
Spinacia oleracea (spinach) is the source of this 3302-nucleotide messenger RNA. Its product is annotated as protein PLASTID MOVEMENT IMPAIRED 1. The record is from RefSeq and is a predicted model, not a curated record. The transcript has a single exon. The coding region runs from base 497 to 3058 and encodes 853 amino acids. NCBI's taxonomy places the organism in Eukaryota, Viridiplantae, Streptophyta, Magnoliopsida, Caryophyllales, Amaranthaceae.